This is a messenger RNA of Euleptes europaea (tarantolino), 490 nucleotides long. Its product is annotated as barrier-to-autointegration factor. Gene Ontology annotation, molecular function: DNA binding. NCBI's taxonomy places the organism in Eukaryota, Metazoa, Chordata, Lepidosauria, Squamata, Sphaerodactylidae. The coding region runs from base 8 to 277 and encodes 89 amino acids. The transcript has 2 exons. The record is from RefSeq and is a predicted model, not a curated record.
AGCCAAAAUGAGCACCAGCCAGAAGCACCGGGAUUUUGUGGCGGAGCCUAUGGGCGAGAAGCCUGUUGGCACUCUGGCUGGCAUUGGAGAUGUGCUUGGCAAGAGGCUGGAAGACAAAGGCUUUGAUAAGGCUUAUGUGGUGCUCGGGCAGUUCCUGGUGCUGAAGAAGGACGAAGACCUCUUCCGUGAGUGGCUGAAAGACACGUGUGGUGCCAAUGCCAAGCAAUCCAGAGACUGUUUCGGCUGCCUGAGGGAAUGGUGCGAUGCCUUCUUGUGAACACUCUUGCUCAGAACCUCAGUGGAUGCUGUUGGGGCUUUUGUAGUUAGCUAGAGGUUGAACCUUCCUUCCUCCCCCACUGUUUCUUCCCCGUGAAACUUAAAGCAUCUAAAACAUGUCCCUGGGAUGAUCGCUCCUAAUGCCAGAGAAUAUUUUUGUUACCACAGUCUUUUAAUCGAACGUCUUUUCCUCCAGGGAGGGAGUGGAGAAAAA